GUUUGGUGAGGUCUGACGCUCAAGCCUGGUUUUGUGCGUCUGUGUAAAGACCAGCCUUGAGGAAGCCAAGCAAUAUAUAACCCCGGCUGGAGAUGUUGUGUAACCACGUAUAUUCUACAUCAUAAUGCCUGCAGAAGAUGGAGACCUCCAGGCAUCCUCCUCCAUCUCCAGUCCGGUUAGUGCUGCUCUCACCCCAGGACGUUUGGAGGAGGAUGGAUCUACAAAGGGACCUGCUGUCUGUGCUUUCCCAGAGAACAGUCAGGGUUCUGAGGCAGCUGCAGCUUUCCCUGCCAACACUGGACCCGGGGAGGGUAACAGUGCUGGCAAGCGGGCAGGAGCAUUGCUGCAGAUCAACCGUCAGCGAAUCCAAGUGGCAUCUGCCAGUUCUGGAGCAGACGAGCUCCAAGGUCUUGGUGUGGCUGUGUAUGAUCAGGAUGUUCUCGAGCAAGGUGUUCUCCAGCAGGUGGAUGAGGCGAUCCAUGAGGCAAAUCAGGCUGCUGCCAAAGCCGAGGCUGAGAAGGAGUACCAAUCAGUGCUAGAUGAUGUCAGAUCUGUUACAGCAUCUUUAAAACACAUCAACAAGAUUAUCGAGCAGCUAUCCCCCUAUGCUGCCUCUAGCAAGGAUAUUAGCAGGAAAAUAGAGUCUGUAAAACGGCAGAAAGAAAAUAAGGAGAAGCAGCUUAAAAAGGUCAAAGCAAAACAGAAGCGACUUCAGGCCAUACUGGGAGGGGAGGACGUUCAGAGAGUUGAGGCUGAACUGCUGGCAGAAGAUGAUGGAGAGGAAGAAGCGGGACCGUCCACACUGGGCAGCAUGCUCAUGCCAGCACAGGAAACCGAAUGGGAGGAACUCAUCCGGAAAGGCCACAUGACACCUUUUGGUACCCGGAUACCACAGAAGGAGGUAAAGAAGGAGCCUCGGAAACUGAUGCUGGCUGAGAACUCUGCGUUUGACCAGUACUUGGCGGACCAGGCCAAGUUGGCUACCGAACGGAAGAAGGUACCCCUUCUUAAGAAGAAGAAAAGUUCUGCACUCAGCCUUUAUGAAGAGACCAAGGGUAAAACAGGAAAAACAGUUUCCUCAUCCAAGGAUAAAAAACUGAAGAAGCGCAUGCGAAAGCUGCAAAUAAAUGCUUUGAGGACUCAACCUAAGGCUCAACCUAAGCCUGAACCAAAGCUUCCUAAGUCACGGAGGAAGAGAUACACAGAGGGAGAGCAAACAGACAGCGAAGGGUCAGAGUACCUGCCCAGUGAUGAAGGACUGGAUUUGGACCAGGAGGAAAGGGAUGCCAUGGAAGAAGGCUUUGGGGAUGAUAAUGAUAAUGAUAAUGAUGAGUAUGAACUAAAACCAUACAAGAAAAAGGCUGUGGGGGCAGGAAGGAAGAGAAUGAAGAAAAACGACAGUGAGGAUGACUACUCCCCUGAGAGUUCAGAUGAUGACAGUGAUAACAGGAGUAAAUCCCAAAAACAUAAAGACGAUGGGGAUGUGGAGUACUACAGGCAGCGAAUAAGGAGAUGGAAGCGGCAGCGGCUUCGAGAACGAGAGGCGAAACGAGAACGAGGGGAGGAGCUUACGGACGACAGCGAUGCCGAAUUUGAUGAAGGCUUCAAAGUUCCUGGUUUCCUCUGGAAAAAACUCUACAAGUACCAGCAGACUGGUGUGCGGUGGAUGUGGGAACUCCACUGUCAGCAGGCAGGAGGCAUCCUGGGAGAUGAGAUGGGAUUGGGCAAAACCAUCCAGGUCAUCAGCUUUCUGGCAGGACUAAGCUACAGUAAACUGAGGACUAGAGGGUCCAACUACAGAUACGUCGGUUUAGGUCCAACAGUGAUUGUGUGCCCAGCUACGGUCAUGCACCAGUGGGUGAAGGAGUUCCACACCUGGUGGCCUCCUUUCAGAGUGGCUGUCCUGCAUGAAACUGGCUCUUUCACCAGCAAAAAGGAAAAGCUGAUUCCAGAAAUAGCAGCAUGUCAUGGGAUCCUGAUCACCUCCUAUUCAGCUGUGAGAAAUUUACAAGACGUGUUACAGCGCUACGACUGGCACUAUGUUAUACUGGACGAGGGCCACAAGAUCAGGAAUCCAAAUGCCGGCGUCACUGUCGCCUGCAAACAGUUUCGUACUCCUCACAGGUUCAUCCUGUCUGGCUCACCAAUGCAGAACAACUUGAAGGAGCUGUGGUCUCUCUUUGACUUCGUUUUCCCUGGCAAACUAGGGACACUUCCUGUCUUUAUGGAGCAGUUUUCUGUGCCAAUAACUAUGGGAGGGUACAGCAAUGCAUCACCUGUCCAGGUCCAAACGGCGUUCAAAUGUGCCUGUGUGCUGAGAGAUACAAUCAAUCCUUACCUGCUCAGAAGAAUGAAGGAUGACGUCAAGGCCAACCUCUCCUUACCUGACAAAAACGAACAAGUGCUGUUUUGCAGAUUAACAGAGGAGCAGCGGCAAGUUUAUCAGAGCUUCUUAGAUUCCAAAGAAGUGUAUCAAAUAUUGAAUGGUGACAUGCAGGUUUUUCCUGGUCUGAUUGCACUGCGCAAGAUCUGCAACCAUCCGGACCUUUUCUCUGGUGGGCCCCGGAUCCUGAAGGGAAUACCAGAGGAUCAGCUCACAGAGGAGGAACACUUUGGCUUUUGGAAACGAUCAGGGAAGUUGGUGGUGGUGGAGUCGCUGCUGCGUCUCUGGUUCAAACAGGGUCACCGUGUCCUGCUCUUCACUCAGUCCAGACAGAUGCUGGACAUCCUGGAGGUUUUUGUAAGGGAGAAGGACUACUCCUACCUGAAAAUGGACGGCACGACCGCGAUAGCUUCCAGACAGCCGCUCAUUGCUCGCUACAACGAGGACAAAUCCAUUUUUAUCUUCCUGCUGACCACUAAAGUUGGUGGUCUGGGAGUCAAUCUAACUGGAGCCAACAGAGUUAUCAUAUAUGAUCCGGACUGGAACCCAAGUACAGACACACAGGCUCGAGAGCGAGCGUGGAGGAUCGGUCAAAAGCAGCAAGUAACCAUCUACAGGCUGCUGACUGCAGGGACCAUUGAGGAAAAAAUCUACCACAGGCAAAUCUUCAAGCAGUUUCUCACCAAUCGCGUUCUGAAGGAUCCCAAACAAAGACGGUUCUUCAAGUCUAAUGACAUCUAUGAGCUCUUCACUUUGGCUGAUCCUGAUGGAUCUCAGGGGACAGAGACCAGUGCCAUAUUUGCAGGCACUGGAUCUGAUGUCAAAGUACCCAAGAAACCUGACAGGUUAAAGGCAUCGGCCUGCAUAAACAAAGUCAGCCGUGAUUAUACAAAGUCCUCAGGAAAACAGGUUGAAAACAGGGAAAUCCCUGCCUUAAGAGACUGCAGCUUAUCCCUAUCCAGUGGGAACCUUCCGGGUAAAUCUAACGCUCCAAUGGACAGUCGGAGCACAAAUCAAAAUUUAGAAUUGAAUGAUUCGACAAACAUGCCUCUGGUAAAAGACAAUAACAACUCGGAUCCAGUUGAGAAGGCAAACAAAAGCCUGAGCUCGGCUAGCUAUCAGCAGCACAGAGACAAAGGAAAGCACAGGGAAAAGAGAAAGCACUGUGACUCCGCCGAUGUGGACAAACGCAAACAUAAAAAACACAAGCGCUCCUGGGAUGCUCGGUUCGAAGGCCACCGCAUCUCACAUCUGGUGAAGAAACGCACUUACAAAAAAGAAGAAAGCGAAGAGAAUUCAACAGAAGACCAGAGAAAAUCGGAUGAUUACGUCUUGGCAAAGCUCUUCAGGAAAUCUGGUAUACACAGUGUGAUGCAACAUGACACCAUCAUGCAGUCUUCCAACCCUGACUAUGUUCUUGUGGAAGCUGAAGCCAACAGGGUGGCCAAAGAUGCCCUGAAAGCGCUCAAGAUUUCUCGGCAGCGUUGCAGGCUGCCUUUUGAUAGACCUCCAGAUCCACCUGCGAAGAAACGUUUUGGACAGAAGAAGAAUCCUCUUUUACUUACGCGUUCUGCUCCAUCUGCACCCCCUCCUAUUAAAUGCAAGGAUGCCGCUAUCGUGAAGAUGCCUGUUUCAAAGAAACCAAGUGCAGGACUUCAUUUUAGUGGGGAAGGGGCAGAUGACGAUUCAAACUCAGCUCCACUGUCGUCUGCUUCCCUGCUGGCCAAGAUCAAAGCUCGAAACCAUAUCUCUAAGCUCUCCUCUCAGGGAACAGCAGCAGAGGAAGAUGAGGAGGAGGAGGUAAAUGGCCUCGGAGCUUCAGGAACAAGCACCCCUCCUGCUCCUCCAACAGAGCACGACGAGCUGUUAGUGGAUCUGCGCAACUUUGUAGCCUUCCAGGCCAAUGUGGACGGCGAGGCCACCACGCAGGAAGUCCUGGAGUAUUUCAAACCAAGACUGAGCCAGAAACAGGCCCCCGUCUUCAGAGAGCUGCUCAGGAGCAUCUGUGACUUCCAUCGGACCUCCGGUCAGGAGGGCAUCUGGAGACUGAAGGAGCACUUCCGCUGAAAGAAACAGCAAAACUACCAAGAAAAACAAAACGUUCACCUCCAAGUCUCUUAUACCGAAAGCUUUAUUUUAUGUUUUAAUUUGUGAAAAUACACUCCAAACCUAAUUCAGCAACUUUUCAAUGGUGCUUUAAGGACUAUUUCUAGGAAAGCAUGUUUACUGUACAAACAUGAAAUGGUUAAAGUGAAGUUUUGGCAUUGUUAUACUCGUCUCCAUGUCUUCAUGUUUAUUUAAAGCAGAUUUAUUUUUAAUCUGUUUAUCCUUGAAUCUGUUUCUGUUCAUUUGUCAAACUAUAAUACCUCAUUCACUUUCAGGUUAAUUGUUUCCACUUGAACCAGCCUACCUUUAAAAGAUUUGUGAUAUUUUAUAUUAAAGCUAUUUUGUGCAACUUUAUGAAUAUCGCUAUACUGUAGGUUUCUGGGGACCUUUCUAAUGACUGACGCAUCUAUCUGUGUACAUAAAUGGACCUUAUUUUGCCUGAAUGGGUUUAGGCACCUACUUUGUUGUGAUAAAAAUUUAACAUUAUGUUUGCCACUGUCUUUCACUUGAAAUAAAGUCAGUGUC
Cyprinodon variegatus (sheepshead minnow) is the source of this 5014-nucleotide messenger RNA. It is a transcript of the gene ercc6, whose product is annotated as excision repair cross-complementation group 6. Gene Ontology annotation, cellular component: nucleus. The transcript is spliced from 22 exons. Bases 125 to 4450 code for a protein of 1441 amino acids. The record is from RefSeq and is a predicted model, not a curated record. Gene Ontology annotation, biological process: transcription-coupled nucleotide-excision repair. Lineage: Eukaryota; Metazoa; Chordata; Actinopteri; Cyprinodontiformes; Cyprinodontidae. Gene Ontology annotation, molecular function: ATP binding; ATP-dependent chromatin remodeler activity.